This is a messenger RNA of Hibiscus syriacus, 2112 nucleotides long. Its product is annotated as receptor protein kinase-like protein ZAR1. Gene Ontology annotation, biological process: protein phosphorylation. Lineage: Eukaryota; Viridiplantae; Streptophyta; Magnoliopsida; Malvales; Malvaceae. The transcript is spliced from 2 exons. Gene Ontology annotation, molecular function: protein kinase activity; protein binding; ATP binding. Bases 25 to 1959 code for a protein of 644 amino acids. The record is from RefSeq and is a predicted model, not a curated record.
GAAGGAGUGGCAUCAGCAAAAACAAUGUUACCUUCUCUUCAAAAAGUUGUUUCUUUUCUGCUUCUCUUCACUUCACUGGUUUCGUCUCUCAAUUCCGAUGGUCUCUCUCUUCUUGCUCUCAAGGCAGCCGUGGAAUCUGACCCAACUCGGUCCCUGCACAGUUGGUCCCAGUCUGACUCAACCCCAUGCCACUGGCCGGGAAUUGCUUGCACCCACGGACGAGUCACCUCAAUCUUCCUUCCUGGAAAAGGGUUAACUGGUUACAUCCCAUCGGAACUCGGUCUCCUCGACUCGCUAACUCGCCUUAGUCUCUCUCAAAACAACUUUUCGAAACCAAUCCCUUAUCAUCUCUUCAACGCUACGAACCUUAUAUACAUUGACCUGUCUCAUAACUCAUUCUCCGGCUCAGUUCCUCUGCAAAUACAAUCCCUUAAAAACUUAACCCACCUCGACCUUUCCUCUAACUCACUCAACGGGUCACUCCCCGAGUCACUUGUUGAGCUUAAAAGCUUGAGAGGGACCCUCAACAUGUCUUACAACCAGUUCUCAGGUGAAGUUCCGGCUUCUUACGGAGAAUUUCCGGUUAUGAUAAGCUUGGAUCUGAGGAACAAUAAUUUAUCCGGGAAAGUGCCUCAAGUUGGUUCCCUGGUGAACCAAGGGCCCACUGCAUUCACAGGAAACCCCAAUCUCUGUGGGUUUCCGUUGGAGAAUCUUUGCCCUGAAGCCCAAAACCCCAGAGAUAUUUUAAACCCCGAGGAAAACCCAGAAAAUCCCAAGGGUUUAACUCCCAAUUUUAAUGAUGGGAAUGGAGGAAAAAACAAGGAGAAAACUGGGUCGGUGGCUGUUCCUUGGAUCCCAGGCGUCUCUCUGGUGCUCGGGGCGGUUUCGAUCCUUCUGUGGGUGUUCCGGAGAAAAUGGAAAUCCGGGGAGCGCAAAAUGGGGAAGGAGGAAAAGAGGGAGGAGGUUGUCGAGGAGGUGCAGAAUGAUAAAUUCGUGGCGGUGGAUGAAGGGUUUACUUUGGAAUUGGAGGAUCUGUUGAGGGCAUCGGCAUAUGUGGUGGGGAAGAGUAGGAGUGGGAUAUUGUAUAAAGUGGUGACUGGGAGGGGAUCCGGCACGGUGGGGGCUACGGUUGUUGCCGUGAGGAGGUUGAGCGAAGGUGAUGCCCCAUUGAAGAAUAAGGAGUUUGAGGCUGAAGUUGAGGCUAUUGGGAGAGUUAAUCAUCCCAAUGUUGUGAGGUUGAGAGCAUACUAUUAUGCCAAUGAUGAAAAGUUGCUGGUCACUGAUUUCAUCCGUAAUGGAAGCUUGUAUGCUGCAUUGCAUGGAGGACCGACUGAAAAUUUUCCACCACUUUCCUGGGCUGCAAGGUUGAGAAUUAUUCAGGGAACUGCAAGGGGUUUAAUGUACAUUCAUGAAUACAACCCUCGAAAGUACGUUCAUGGCAAUUUGAAAUCAACAAAAAUCCUUCUUGACAAUGAACUUCAGCCUUACAUAUCCGGUUUCGGACUCACUCGCCUUGUAUCUGGGACUUCCAAAUAUGCAAGUUCAAUAACCAAAAAGCUGAACUCAUCCCAAAGCAUUGCAGCCUCUGCGGUGAGUUCAAGAAUUUCAACUCCUAAUUCCUACCUGGCACCCGAGGCUCGAGUAUACGGCAGCAAAUUCACUCAGAAAUGCGAUGUGUAUUCGUUCGGAAUUAUGCUUUUGGAGAUUUUAACUGGUCGACUGCCUGAUGCUGGCCCUGAAAACGAUGAGAAGGGAUUGGGAGGUCUUGUGAGGAAAGCAUUCCGAGAGGAGCGUCCACUGUCUGAAAUCGUUGACCCAGCACUGCUAACCGAAGUUUAUGCGAAGAAGCAAGUGGUCGCAGCAUUUCACAUGGCACUCAAUUGCACCGAACUUGAUCCGGAGUUGCGGCCUAGGAUGAGAACUGUGUCUGAGAGUCUUGACCGGAUCAAAUUGCACUGAGAAUUCGUCGAGGAAUGAAUCUCCAAAAGCAGUAUUUGUAAAGUUCCAUCUCUGUUGCUAACUCUUGGCUCCUGCUGGAGCUGUUUCGCUGUAUUCAAUCUCUCUGGGUGCGCGAUCACUUGUAGGACUUGUUCGAUUACUGUUGUAAUCAAA